AUGGAAACUCUCCAAGUUGGGGACGAUGCUUUCUCCUCCGGACAGGAACAUGGAGCAAAUAGCCAAUCCAACACCGAUAUGCCUCCGAUCACCGGCGGCAGAGACUUCCUCCGGCAGUUUGCGGCUGAGUCAAAGAAGCUGUGGUGGCUUGCGGGUCCUGCCAUAUUCACAUCCUUUUGUCAGUACUCUCUUGGCGCCAUCACGCAGGUCCUCGCCGGACACGUCAGCACACUUGCUCUAGCUGCCGUCUCCAUACAGAACUCCGUCAUCGCCGGCUUCUCUGUCGGCGUUAUGCUUGGGAUGGGAAGUGCACUAGCGACGCUAUGUGGGCAAGCAUACGGAGCGGGUCAACUAGAGAUGAUGGGAAUAUAUCUUCAAAGUCUCCUCGGACAGUCGCCGGAGAUCUCUAAAGCCGCCGGAAAACUCUCCCUCUGGAUGAUCCCUCAGCUCUUUGCUUAUGCUGUCAACUUCGCCACCGCCAAGUUCUUGCAGGCACAAAGCAAGGUGAUUGCAAUGGCGGUUAUAGCAGCGACCGUCCUGUUUCAGCAUGCUAUAUUGAGUUGGUUGCUGAUGCUGAAACUUGGUUGGGGAAUGGCUGGUGGAGCCACGGUACUCAAUGUGUCGUGGUGGUUGAUAGAUGGAGCUCAAAUAAUUUACAUAUGUGGAGGUUCUUGUGGCAAAGCUUGGUCAGGGCUCUCAUGGAAGGCUUUCAAGAAUCUCAGAGGCUUUGCAAGAUUGUCCCUUGCCUCUGCAGUCAUGGUUUGCCUAGAGGUUUGGUAUUUCAUGGCGUUGAUUCUGUUUGCGGGUUACCUAAAGAAUCCUCAAGUCUCUGUGGCUGCUCUUUCGAUUUGUAUGAACAUAUUGGGAUGGCCUAUCAUGGUGGCCUUUGGCUUCAAUGCCGAUGUGAGUGUAAGAGUAUCGAAUGAGCUUGGAGCUGAACACCCAAGAAGGGCAAAAUUCUUAUUAAUAGUGGCUAUGAUAACUUCUCUAUCGAUUGGAGUUGGGAUCUCGAUGGUUCUCAUCUUGUUACGAAACAAGUAUCCAGCGAUGUUCUCUGAUGAUGAAGAAGUGAGAGGACUUGUGAAGCAGCUGACUCCGUUGCUGGCUCUCACAAUCGUCAUCAACAACAUUCAGCCUGUUCUUUCUGGUGUAGCUGUUGGAGCUGGGUGGCAAGGGAUUGUUGCGUAUGUGAACGUUGGCUGUUACUAUUUAUGUGGUAUACCUAUUGGUCUUGUGCUAGGAUACAAGAUGGAACUUGGAGUAAAGAGGGUAUGGACAGGAAUGUUAACGGGAACGGUUGUUCAGACAUGUGUACUGCUCUUGAUGAUCUAUAAGACCAACUGGGGCAAAGAGGCUUCAUUGGCAGAGGCUAGAAUAAGGAAAUGGGGAGGCAAAACAGGUCAUGAAGGAGAGAUUGAAGAGAUAAAAAGAUGA
Messenger RNA from Arabis nemorensis, 1434 nucleotides. Lineage: Eukaryota; Viridiplantae; Streptophyta; Magnoliopsida; Brassicales; Brassicaceae. The record is from the annotation of a GenBank genome assembly.